GAAGAAGGCGCGCAAGAGAGAUUAUGAGUGCGAAGAAGUGCAGGUCCUGGUUCAUAGUUCUCCAAAAAAUCUGAGAGGAGAUGCCGUGCCGACUGAUACCGCAACAGAGAAAUGAGCCGGCAAAUCUGAAGACCUUGCUGAGAGACCACGGCCGUGCGUAGGAGGGGAUGCAGGAAUGGAUAAAUACCUGUGUGGUUCUUGUACGCGGCGCUAUUAUUAAUCUAUCGGUCACCGGGAAGAAAUUGAAAUCUAGAAACCAGAAAAAAACUCAAUGGACACUUGAAAUACGUAAACGCAGAGAGGUAUAACAAUCACUUGGCAGAGAACAACCGAAAGAUGAACUUACUGCGCGUGGGCCGCGCGUUGCCCGCGCGGUGCUUGACCGUGCUUCUUUCGCUAAUCCAAAGCGUCAUGGCGGCGGACUGGUAUGUGCUCUACGCCGGCGACCUUCCGGUGUACAUGUCGUCGGUCUGCCGGCUCAGGUGGCUUCUGAUCACAAACGGGGUCAGCAAAGACAAGGUAUAGAAGAAGAACUUCUGAAUCAUUGCUGGUACUAUCUGUCAUGCAAAACUCGCAAGAAGCACCUGCCUUGUGAUGCGCGGCAAAUGUAGUUGUGCAACUACACAGAGCAACAUCGGAAAAAACAGAUCAUCACUUUCGGAAACAAAAUAAAAAACUACCCGACUUUCGACGGCCUUCCCGCACCGGAUGCAGCCUGCGAGCCAGAUUUCACCGUAAAGGAUGGGGUGUCGGAGAGUUUUUUCUUCAACGCUUUGAAUCAAACGUAUGAUGGUGGGGUAUCGGCCCCGAAGGUUUAUGCAAUGCAAAAGCAUCGUACUAGUAUGAAUUGCAUGACAAUUUUUUUCUGGAAGAAAAAUGAAAUUUGUCAUGCAGAUUCAGUUAAUAAAGCAGAUCUGUAAUGCUAGACUCGCAUUUAUACGAGUGCGAUACUUUUGCAAUGUAUAAGGUUCUAGCGACGACAAAUAGCGACAACGUUUUCAUGUAUCUGGCAGGGGACACCGGAUACGACACAAUAAGGCUAUGCAAUGCAAAAGCAUCGUACUAGUGUAGAUUGCAUUACGAAUUAGCCCAGCAUUACAAAUUGAAUUUGUGACGCUGAUUCACCUUGAGAAAUAGAGUUGUAUUGCAUAAACGCAACUGCUACAAGUACGACACUUUUGCACAGGAUAAAGGCUCGACGGGAGCAAAAACGUCAUGCACGGGUACGUGACUUUUUUAUUGCGAGAGUUUAUUGUCAUGCUGGAGGUUUUCGUUUUGGUUUUCCACAUGAGUUUCUGUUUUGCAGGAAAGUGCAAGAAUACAAGCUGGUGCAUGAUUCUUCUUAUGUUACCCAGUGGUCAAGUAGAAAUAGAAAACAAAAACAACCAAAGGUACGACCUUUUUCAGACGCUGAUGGACUCCGGCACCAAAUUUCGGCAAAUGCGCAUCUUUCUAGACGGCACGCACUUCGGGGACACCUUCAUGAAGUCCGCCAUCAGCAGUGCCACCACCUGGAACAGCAAUGUCGCAAAGUCAAUAAGGAUCACAGCCUCCGUAUUCAAGAAAAAAACUGUGUUAGUGUAACUUUCCUUGGCUGACAGCAUCACAAAUUUGCUCUGCAUGACAGCGAAAACCUGUCAUGCGUCGCUUGUAAGGGAAAACACACAUGACAAGAGGACUGCAUGGCUGUCUGGCAUGACAGGCGCAACUCUGUUGCAUGUUCUGCAUUACAAAGUUACACUUACACAGUUUUUUUCUUGCAUACUCCGGCACCGGGAGCGCGGACGCGACGGGAGCACAGGCCUGUUUUUGCGCGCCACAGACUAGUGUCAGGGACGCAGUGGAGCGGUUCAGGAAUUUGCACCACCUGGCAGAGAGUCGUAUUUGAUAUUUUUUUUCAGGUGUUUCUUCUUGUCAUGCAGAAUGCGGCACGAGAGGGGAUGUUUUUGAUGCAAAAAUGCAUAAUACACUAUCAGAUGACACCGACCCGCACUACUGUCUGUCCACCCGCUUUGGGCUCACUUUCACGUCCACAAACACCGGACCCAUAUUGAGAGGAAAAAUCUCCCCUCCCCAUAUCAAAAUGGAAAUUUGUGAUGCUGAUUUGUGGUCACAAAUCAUCUUUGUCUUGCCUAUAGGGCAAUAGGAGCCAACAUGUGGCGCAUUCCAAAGCCAAUCUGUCAUGCGCUUUCGGCUACUGCGAACCUGUUUUCCAUGCAUAAUUGCUAGCCUUCUGCAUACCCAAACAGGCUCAGAAAUUGCCGCCAAGCACUUUCUGCAAGACAAACCUGAUUUGUGUACUCAAAUCCAGCAUCAGAAACUUCGUUUUGAUAUGGGGUGGGGGGAUAUUUCCUCACAAUAACCCACCUUCGAAAACCACUUCGCCGCCGUGUAUGCAUUGCAAAUAUGUCUGGGUCUGGAAGAUUGAAGGAGUUUGUCAUGCAAAUUUUACAGGACCAUGUUGUCGGUGAUGCAUGCUCUGGCAUUGCAGGUUCCGCGAAGGCUUUCGGCUUUGGCUUUCUCAUGCCGAUUCUGCAUGAGAAAUGGGUCAUCUCCGGGAAGCAAAAAUCUGAGCACCUUUAUUUGCUGCUCAUGCAAUACAGAAUUUUCUCUGCUCGCAAGUUAGCAUGACAAAUUCCAUUCUUUGCAGACUGCCAGACAUAUUUGCAAUGCAUACCGUGAAAAACUCCACAACGUCUGGGGAGUACAUCGCGGCCUCAAGUUAUCCAAGAAAAAAACUAUGUGAGUGUAAAUCUGUGAUGUAGAAAAAGCAAAACUGUUGCACUUGUCAUGCUGGGUCUGCGUCAUAGGCUAUUUUCAUACGUGUUUUCACUGAUACUAGCUGCGCAUGACAGGUUAUUUUCCCUGUAAUGCAAAACGAAUUUGUGAUGCUGCUCUUCCGUACAAAAUUACACUUACACAGUUUCUUUCCUGGAUACAAGUUCGGAGAUGGAAUACGGCAUUUUCCCGGAAAACACGAACGGGGACUACUUUACCUACUGCACGAACAGCACAGCCUAUCGCAGAGGAGAAAAACAGUGUUAGUGUAGGUCUGUGAUGCAGAAAAUGCAACACAGUAUACACUUGUCAUGCCACACGACGACCACGAAGUGGUCCUUUCAUAUGUGUUUCCACGACGUACCAGCCACGCAUAACAGGUUUUCUCUGCUCUCAUGCAAAGCAAAUUUGUGAUGCUGUCACCCCAAGAAUUUUAUACUAACAGCUUUUUUUUCCUGGACACAGCCACGUCCACCGGCGCGGCGGAUUGCAACAACAUGUACACGGCGUUUCCCUUCACCAACGCGGAUAGCAUUUAUGCAUUGCAAAUAUCCCUGGAUGUUUGGAAAGGUGCAAACUUGUGAUGCUCUCUGUCAGUUACAGAAAAAUCUGUCAUGCAUGUUGAGCAGCGAAAGCUGUCCAUGUGGGGUAAGCAUUUUUGCAAAGCUGUUGCAACAAAUUCUGUGAUGCUACGGCCCGCCUUCCAAACCGUCUCGGCCAUGCAAAAGAUGCACGACAAACGUCGGCACUCUUCCAGAGGACCCAGAUAUAUUUGCAGCACUUGAUAGCAUUUACACUUUCCCCAAUUACGCCUCCGGGUGCACGAAACACAACAAUCUCGUCUCCACCGAGCUCCUAUCAAAUGCAAAAAUGUCUGGGUCUGGAAACUUGUGAUGCUAAAAUGUGGAUAAUAGAAACAGUUCCGAAUGCAACCCAGCAUGACAACUUUCCAGAACGCUUUCGCAUCGGCAAUCCGCAUGAGAAGCUGCGACUUUGCAUGUACAAAAGAGGCCGCGACUUUUGUUGGUUAUGCAAUACAGAUUUCCUAGGUAUGGAAAGCUAGCAUUACAAGCUCCAACCUUCCAGGCCGAGACAUAUUUGCAAUGCAUAGCUCCUUGGCAGCUACUACUUUGACAAAGCAUUAAGGAGAAACGACAACGGGGCUUUGAAAGGGGAACUGGGCCUGCGCGUGGACGCAAAAGCGAAGCUGGACAGCUUCAUCACCAGCCACCAGUGCAUAUGCAUUGCAAAUGUGUCUGGGUCCUCUGGAUUUGUAAUGCAAAAUUUGAAAGACAGCGAGGAUUUGUGAUGCAUGAACACGAUUGGGCAGUUUUUUUGUCAUGCUGUGAAACUGAUUUUGUCAUGCGAAACACGGUAGAACUCGCAAUACCAAGCGAAAAACUCGUGAUGCGUAGACGCCGUAGAAGACACCGCUCUGCCAUGCAUGACUCAGCAACAGAAAUUCGUUGCGUCUCUCGAGACCCAGACAUAUUUGCAUUUGAUAGUGCACGCAAGUCGGCUGUCUCGACACGACCGUUUCCCUCACGACGGCCGCAGAAAACGCGUGCUUCAAGGACUUGUUCGCAAUAGUCCAGUCGGGGACGGGGGCGCCAGGUACAUAAGUAAGUACUUAAGUAACUCUGGUGCGCCAGAUGAAGAAAGGAUUUGAAGAUUUGUAUAUGCAUGAAAGAACACGACCGUACAAGAAACGCUUUCUCAACAUGCUUGCUGACAUUCUGAAUAGUUACAACAUGACCAUAAAAAUCCACCGAUCAGGUUACUCCGCCUACACGCUGAAAACGUGGACGCUUCCGUUGGCCAACAUGUGCAAGCAGCAUAGCGCCGCAACACUAAAAACGGAUUUGACGGCUCUACUCACGUCCAGCGGAGGCAACGAGGCGGCGAAGGCGACGAAUAACGCAGACGUGAGUUUCAUUCUAGCCAUCGUGGGCUUUGCGGUGUCGGGGGCGUUGUAUCUGUUCUUCAUGUUUUUCGACACCAGAACGAUGGAGGACACGGAGGAAAUGCAGGUAAGGGUUUUUAGUUGAGGUUUGUCAUGCGAACAACCUAUGCAUCAAAAUCAAAUACAACCAAAAAUCGUCAUCCACGGUUCUCCGGCAUGAGCGUGAGUAAGUAUCUGACCACUUUGAAAACGAAAAUCAUCCCAGGCCAUCAAAGACAAGGAGCAGUCUCGGGCGGCGGGGCGAAAAUUGCUGCAAGAGCACGACCGGGCGCACGGGGCCUCGCCGUUGUAGUACCCCGGAGGAGGAGAGUCGUUUCUCAGGAAGGAAACGAAGGGGCGACGGCGGUGGUGCGGCUUCGGCUUCGUGCUAUUACAAUAGAGAUCAUGAUCGGCUACGACCUUCUAGCACAGUAACAGGAAUAAUUUUUAUGUUUACCUUCUAAGACAUCCUAGACCAGUACAACGUCAGGGACAGAAAAUUCAGACAGACUCAAGUCGAAGAAUUUGUUCCCUACGAUCCUCUGUUGUGUUUCUAAGACUUCUAAAAUUUCGCGAACUUUUGAAUUUAAUUGCACGGCGAGUAGAAAUGUGAUUUGGCGUUGUAGGUAUAACUACUACGUGAUGAAAAAUAGAAUGAAUAUUGGCAAAGUACUACCCGAAUGGCAAUGCUGUCAAACGAAUUGAAACAGAACAAGUACGCAUUUUUUUAAGAGGUCGGAGGACUCCGACCAGAUGACGCAACUGAUAGAAAGCAAGCUUCUUGCGCGCAACC
Amoebophrya sp. A120 is the source of this 5513-nucleotide messenger RNA. Lineage: Eukaryota; Dinophyceae; Syndiniales; Amoebophryaceae. The record is from the annotation of a GenBank genome assembly.